Brassicogethes aeneus is the source of this 3032-nucleotide messenger RNA. The record is from the annotation of a GenBank genome assembly. Lineage: Eukaryota; Metazoa; Arthropoda; Insecta; Coleoptera; Nitidulidae.
CAGCCGUUGUCAUAGCAACCGACUUGUUUACGUUGUAUACAAGGGUCGAGUCAUAUGUUUUCUGGACACGGUGUGUGUCAAAAGUGUGUGACAUAAUAUACAUUCAAACAUAAAAUGGAAAUAAUAGUCGAACCGAACAAUGGAGAGAAAGUAAUUAAAAAGUUGUAUCAGCAAAAAGCGCCCGUCAACGGCCUUAUUUUAGGCGUGAUACAGAAGAAAGAUGUCAAGAUUAGGGGGUGUGCAAGAGAUACAAAAAGAUUCCUGCAGUGUUGUUUUAACAAUCAAGGAAAUUUGUUCGCGUGUCGAAGCAACACAGGCGAUAUUUACGUGGUGGAUUUAUUUUUGAACACUUACUGGUUUUUGGGCAACGCUGAAAGCCCGACUUUGAUUAAAUUUUCGAGAAGCAAGGAGAACGAACUUUACGUCGCAAAUAAAUGCGGCGAAAUCAACGUGAUCAACGUAAACGGUGGAAACGUGAUUGCCAGUCUUAUAGGACACAGAAACCCCAUAAAAUUCAUAUCGUUUUCGAGCGAAUUUUACUGCGUGACCACCUCCGAUAGCGAAGGUAUCAUCUGGGAUUUACGCGACAACACAAAAGUACAAAUACUCAACUUAAACAAAGGCUUCAACCUGAAUUUCCUGAUGUUUCUCCCGCUUACAAACCACAUACUUUCAUGUUUAUACAACGACACCAUGCAGAUUUGGCAGAACGGAUCGUGGAAAUACUUGAGCUCCAUAAACUUGGAAGGCUGGAAGAACCACUCCAUCAAAAACGUGGUUUUUACGAAUAACGGUUUAACAGCUGUCAUGGCUGGAUAUUUACCGAACUUUAUAUUGUACUCGCUAACAUUCCAAAAGGUUACGAAAACUAUAACACUGCCGGAAUACAUCUUAUCGGUUAAAAAAAUUAAAAUGGCACCGUCGAACUUCGAGUGGAAAUGCAAUAAGACUCUAGUUAUAUUGUCGGGACAAGGGGUGGUUUAUUUCUACGAUUUGGAGUUUGAAAAGGUAACCGGAAAAUUGGUGGGCGAUUGCGAGAUUGUAGAAUUCAGUUUGUCCCCUAAAAGUUACUGCAUGACCGUUAUAUUAUCAACAGGAACAAUUUUCCUUUACAACAUAUCGCAAUACAUAGAAUCAGAAAAAAGUGCGCAAUGUGCAUGUCCAAAAGAUGUAAAAAAACGCAAAAUCAACCCGAAACCUUGCGGCAUUAACAUCGCAAACGUACAAAGCGAAAUAUGCUCGCUAUUGCCGAUGGACAAACUAAAACUGAUUUUGAGGGAGUACGGGGAAUACCCGAAACAUCACAGGUUAAUUAUUUGGGAGCAUAUUCUACAACUCCCCAAUAAUUCCAAACAGUACAACAAUAUCAUCAACCACAUAACGCUAGUUUCAUUUCCCGAACUAAACAAAACAUAUCCACUGAUAUCAGAACAAAAUUUGAAAAAUUUAAGGAUUUUAUUGAACAACUUGGUUACAUGGUGUCCAUUUUUUGCCAACGUCACAUAUUUGCCUGUAUUUGUAUUUCCCUUUCAAAGGGUCUUCCAAAAUAAACCGAUGCAAUGUUUUGAGACAGCCGCAACAAUAAUAUUAAACUGGUGCCAGCAUUGGUUUGAGUACUACCCCUUACCACCAAUAAACGUUCUAUCCAUAGUGGAAAACCUUUUGUUCGAACACGACCUGGAACUUCUCACGCACAUUUCCUCGCACAAAAUAAAGGCGAACUUGUACGUGUGGCCUUUGCUGGAGACGGCGUUUUCCGAGGUCCUUACUGAAAAAGAAUGGACGCAAUUUUGGGACCACGUCAUCACCAACGAAACAUCUUUUCUGUUGUGUGCCGCCGCCUCGUACAAUAUCGCACAAAGAUCGUCAAUUUUGACGUUGACUGCGGAAGAUGAAUUUACGUUUUUCUACCACAAUCAAAACGCUGUCGAUGUGAAGAAGUUGAUAUCGAAAACCUACUGGAUUUUGGACAAAACGUGCGUGAAACUUCACCCUCGUCAGUAUUUCGACGAUUUUCGUGGCAUCAAAACCGAUGGUUAUCCGGUUUUCAACGACUACCCCAAAACGGUCGUGGAAUUCGAAGCCAGCCACAUGAAUGUUAUCGGUAAGGAAUUAAAGGAGUCGAAAUGUUUCGAGGAAAUGAUAGUGAAGGAAAAAAUUAAGGAGUGGCAAAACCUGGUGGAAUACGAGAAGAAAGAUAUAGAGAACGAGAGGAGAGAGGCGAUGGAGAAAGCUUGCAUGGAAAGAGUGCUCCAAGAGCAGGAAAAAGUUAACGUACAGCACCGGAAAUUGGACAAUUUGAGGCGGUCUUUGAUGGCGGAGGAAAAAAACAUAAUGGAUUAUUCUCUGGGCAAAUUGAAAUCGAUCAACGAUAAAGAGCAAACGCGCAAGAUGGAGUUUUUGAUGGGCAACAUCCAGUUGGGCGAAAUAGCGGGAAAACGUAAAUUUAACCAGGCGGAGCAAGAGUUAUUAUGUCGAUAUUCGGACAUUCUCAAACACAAAUACACCAUAGCGGAGAUGUUUUUGAACGAUCCCUUACCGUCGACCAACGUGGAAAGUAUCGUCUUGCAGGAACAUCAGCGCGAGUUGGGGAGAGACGUGGACAAAUUCCGAAAGAGAAUGCAAAAUAAGGAAGAUCUGGAAACUCUAAACCUAACCACGGGUCUGCUUACAAUAGAGCAGACGAUACGAAAAGUGGAAGACGAAUUGGUAGACGAAUUAACGCAGAAAUACAAAAACUGCGACCCUCGCGCCGAUAAAAGACUUUUGCAGCUGGAAGCCGAAACUAAAGACCUGGAAAAAGACAUCAAGCAACUACUGAGGACGGUCAAAAAAAGCGACAGCUCGGAAAAUAAACAACGACGUAAGAAAAAAAUACGAUCCAUAGAAGAUGUUGUUGCCAGUAGAGAAGCCGGUUUAACGUUGAGGUCGAAGCGUUUGGUGGAUGGCGAGGAAUGCAACAUUAUUUUUAGUAGAAAUAAGUAACUAAGUAUUAAGUUUAUACCUUUUUAUAUUUAUAAUAAAAAUGUAGG